Brassica napus (rape) is the source of this 2580-nucleotide messenger RNA. Its product is annotated as protein FAR1-RELATED SEQUENCE 5-like. Gene Ontology annotation, molecular function: zinc ion binding. Bases 1 to 2580 code for a protein of 859 amino acids. The transcript has a single exon. The record is from RefSeq and is a predicted model, not a curated record. NCBI's taxonomy places the organism in Eukaryota, Viridiplantae, Streptophyta, Magnoliopsida, Brassicales, Brassicaceae.
AUGGUAUUGUAUUCGUACAAGCCAUCAUACAUCCGGAAUGAUGACGAAUUCUUUGGUUAUCUACUGCAAGUAAACCAUGAGAAGUGUAGAAGUGUUCUACAUGUGGAGUUCAUCAAUGAAGAAGUGAAAUUUUCAGAAGAGGAUGAUGAAAUUGAUGGCUAUGUCGGUCUCUCUGAUAGAGAGGCUAUAGAGGCUGGUGAUGAGGAUGGUACUGAGAAUGAUGAAACUGAUGCCUAUGUUGGUAUAUCUGAUAGAGAGACUAUAGAGGCUGGCGAUGAAGAUGGUAAUGGUGGUGUGCUCACUUUUGACGAAGACAUUGAGAUGCAUGAUGGUGUCAAUCAGACACGGGAUGAUGGUAUGGAUUUGGUUAUAGGUCAAGAAUUUUUAACCAAGGAGGCAGCAAAAGUUCUUAUUCAAACCGCGUCAUAUCAAAAUUGUUUUGAGUUUGAUAUAAUUAAGUCGGAUACUAAGAGAUUUGUGGUUAAAUGCCGAGGAGCCAAAGAUGGGUGCAAGUGGUUUGUGCGAGUUGCAAUGGUGAAGAAUUCAGAUAUUUGGUCGGUUAGAAGUUAUUUCAAGCAGCAUACAUGUUUUGUCGUUACAAGAGAGGCUGGUGAUGAAGAUGGUACUGAGAAUGAUGCAAAUGAUAAUGACGAUUUUGGUGGUGUGCUCACUUAUCACCAAGACAUUGAGAUGCAUGAGAAUGGCAACGGAAAAGAUGGCAAUGAGUUUAAAGAUACAGAAGUAAGACCAGCAGCUAACUAUGAGCCAUGGGAUGAUGGUGUGGAUAUGGUUCUAGGUCAAGAAUUUACCACCAAGGAGGCAGCAAAAGUUCAUAUUCAGAAAGCUUCACAUCAAAAAUGUUUUGAGUUUGAUAUAAAGAAGUCGGAUACUAAGAGAUUUGUGAUUAAAUGUCGAGGAGCCAAAGAAGGUUGCAAGUGGUUUGUGCGAGUUGCAAAGUUAGAGAAUUCAGAUCUCUGGACGGUUAGAAGUUAUAUCAAGCAACAUACAUGUUCUAUUGUUACUACUAGAACACUGCGUGAUAGAAGGAAAGGCACAAAACAAAUCGUUGCAUCUGUUUUGGCUCAAGAUUAUCCUGGUACAUUUGACACACCAGUUCCCAAAGUUCUGAUCGAUUUGGUUCAUCGCAAAGUUGGUGUGAAAGUAUCAUACACCGCCGCAUGGAGAGGAAAAAGAGAAGCUGCAAAUGAAGUGCGAGGGAGUCCAGAAGAGAGUUUUACUUUACUACACUGUUAUAUGCACAUGCUGGAACAAACCAAUAUUGCCACAAGAACACUUGUAGAAGUGGAUGAGCACCAAAGAUUUAAAUAUCUGUUUUUUGCACUUGGAGCUAGCGUAGAAGGGUUCCGUGCAAUGAGGAAAGUCCUCAUUGUGGAUGUAACACACCUCAAGAAUGUUUAUGGUGGAGUUCUCCUUGUUGCGACAGCUCAAGAUCCCGAUCAUCACCACUACCCAAUUGCAUUUGGUGUAGCAGAUGGUGAGAAUGAUCAAAGUUGGAUAUGGUUUAUGGAACAGUUGAAAUUAGCGAUAACUGAUGUCCCCAGAUUGGUGUUUCUUUCAGAUAGAAACAGAAGCUUAAUCAAGGCAGUACGUCUAGUGUUCCCUGAGGCCGAACAUGGGUAUUGUAUAUGGCAUUUAUCUCAGAAUGUUAAAGGCCACGUCCAUAACAACAAAGAUACUUGUGCGUUCAAGUUUAGAGAAUGCGCACAUGCUUAUACAGUGGCUGAGUUCCAGUACCUUUAUCAUGCUUUUCGCAGGAAGUAUCCAAGUGCAGCGGCGUAUCUUUACAAAAGUGUUGAAGAGAAGAAAUGGGCUAGAUGUUACUUUAAAGGAGAUAGAUAUAAUGUCGACACCACCAAUUCAGUAGAAUCUUUUAAUGGUGUUAUUAGGGGAGCGAGAAUGUACACCUUACUGCCAAUGUUUGAUGUAAUCAUUGCAAAAAUGCCUGAAUGGUUUAACAAGUAUAGGAAGAAGGCAGCUGAAGUACCAUACAACCUGAAGCUUGUGCCUAUUGUGGAAGAGGAAAUGUCUAAAAGAUGUGUUGAAGGAGGGUUUCUCACAGUUAAAGAGUUAAACAGCUUCCAUCUUGAGUACAGUGUGCAAGGUGCUGACGGGAAGGUUUAUACCGUUGAUAUGGCUAUAUACACUUGUAGCUGUGAGCAAUUUGAUAAAGACAAAUACCCAUGUGUGCAUGCAGUCGCGGCUGCCACAUUCAUGACACAUAAAGCAGGAAAAGAACUUCAUCUAUCUGAGUAUUGUUCUAAGUACUAUUUGGUAGAGCAAUGGGCUUUGGCUUAUCACAGGACAAUAUAUCUUGUUCCUCAUAUGUCUGAUUGGGUUAUACCAGAAGAAGUUAGAGCAAAGAAAAUACUUCCUCCGGAUUUGGAAGUCAAGAAAGGAAAACCACAACAAACAAGGUUUCCAUCAGUAGGAGAAUCUCGUGGAAGAGGAAAAAGAGGCAAAGGGAGUGGUAGAGGGAGUGGCAGAGGCACGGGCAGAGCCAGAGGAGAAGGUCUUGCAGCAUAUUUUGAAUGUGGAAGUGGUUCGGGUUCAGGUGUUUGA